AUGACGAGACAAAGUUUGCCUCAGUGUUCCAGUGUGCUUGGGGUACGGUCGGCACUGAUCUUUCUCCUAUUUGCAAGCUUCUCUGAGAAUACCCCAACAUCAGCUUUUACAACGGCCAGAUCAAGAAUACGGCGCAGACAAUCACUAGUAGCAGCACCAACGUUAGCUCUUCAAAGAAGAUCACACAGUCUCAAUUUUCCAACACCACGGAAACGACAACCAUGGGUAGUUCUAAGAGAGUCCAAAGACGUUUCAGAGGGUCUAUCAUCAGAAAAUCAUCCACCUCAAGAAGACGAACAAGUUCCGGGUAUCUGGCCGUGUUUUGAUGAGUUAGAUUCCAAAUUGAUCAAGAUUGCUGUCCCUGUGAUUGCCAACUUUGCCAUCAAUCCACUCAUCGGAGCUGUGGAUCUCUUUUGGAUUAACCGCAUGGGCAAUGCACUGGCAGUUGCAGGACAGGCAGCUGCCAAUCAAGUUUUCAACUCUGCGUUUUGGUUGGCUUCCUUCUUACCGAGUGUCACUGCGACCUUUGUAUCAAAGGAAAACGCUAAUGGAAACCAGGAAGGUGUCCAGGAUGCAAUUUGCCAGGCCCUCUUUGUGGGUAUGCUUUUUGCCUUUCUUGGUGGCGUUGCUCUCCUCUUGCAGCCAGACCAGGUCCUGAGCUCUGUUCUUAAACCCGGGGCUCCCGCAAUGGACUACGCAAGGCCAUACUUGAUCAUCAGAGCCUUCGCCUUCUUACCGUCCUUAAUCUCCGUUGUGGGCUUUUCCGCAUUUCGUGGUAUCUUGGAGACUGGCACGCCUGUCAAGAUCAGUGCAUUUGCAAACAUAUUCAAUGCCAUCCUAGACCCGAUACUGAUAUUUUCUUUAGCUAUGGGGGUCAAAGGCGCAGCCUUGGCUACGUUGGCAGCUGAAGUAAUAUCCGCGGUUAUCUAUAUCGUUCUAUUGAGAAAAAAGGGCAUGAUCAAGCUACGGAAAAUUUUCCGCUUUCCGUCCUGGUCGAAGCUAGAGCCACUGCUUCGGGGUGGGUUUGCGCUCCAGCUACGCAAUGUGGCCCUCAACAUAACUUUCCUGGCAGUGACCAGAGUCACACAAUCCAUUGACAAAACAGGAGUUGGAGCCGCAGCCCAUGCCAUGGCCAUCCAGGUCUUUCAAGUUGGUGGCAUUGUCCUGUUGGCGCUUAGUACGGUUGCCCAGACCGUGGUGCCUAAUGACAUGGUGCAGCGAUUUGAUGAAACACGACAACGCAUGGUGGGUGGACCCCGCGAGGCACGUGGCAGCGUCAAUCGGCUCAUGAGCUGGGGUUUUAUCCUUGGGAUAUUGCUGGGGUCCCUCCAAAUUCUGUUGCUUCCACUAUUGCAGAAAGUGACGCCUUUGCAAGAAGUCCGUGAAGCUGCUCGAGUUCCCUCCUAUUUGGCAAGUCUGUAUCAGAUUAUCAAUGGCUUGGUCUUUAUCGGUGAGGGCGUGAUGGUAGGCACUGGUAGCUUCAUGCAACUGUCCCUGGGUACAAUUGUCGCCACUACUGGGUGCCUGUGGGCAUUGAAGACCUUUCCUCCAAUCUUUGGGCUGACAGGAGUUUGGAUGGGAUUUGGGGUGUUCAAUGUGCUUCGACUAAUAGGUGUCGCAAUCCACCAGUUCUACAAUGGCCCUUUGAGCCUGCGAGUUCUCAAACAAAAAGAGGCAUUGGAACAGCCAGCCACUAGCUAG
Messenger RNA from Seminavis robusta, 1701 nucleotides. The record is from the annotation of a GenBank genome assembly. Lineage: Eukaryota; Bacillariophyta; Bacillariophyceae; Naviculales; Naviculaceae.